This is a messenger RNA of Triticum urartu, 1243 nucleotides long. RefSeq lists its product as uncharacterized. The record is from RefSeq and is a predicted model, not a curated record. Lineage: Eukaryota; Viridiplantae; Streptophyta; Magnoliopsida; Poales; Poaceae.
GUUCUAGAACCCACCCGACCCAACCCACCAUUCCGAGGCCAGACCAGAGCGGCACCGCCCACCAUGGCCAAGCCUCACGCCGGCUUCAACACCCCGCGCCCCUCCUCCGCCCGCUCCGCCGCUCGCACCACCGCGGGUUCCUCGUCGACGGACACGACUCCCCUCGCCCCCACCUCCAUCCCCCGCGCUGACCUCUCCUCCUCCGGCGCCAAGGCCGGUGUCACCUCCGCCAUCCGCACCCCCUCGGGCUCCUCGUCAUCCACAGAUCUCUCCGGGCCCUUCACCCGCGGCUCCGUGGGUUCCUCGUCAUCCACGGAUCUCUCCGCGAGCACCACCCGCGACAUCGCCUCCAUCGUCAAGGAGGUGGGCAAGCGCCUGGACUACGAGGACGACUCCCCCUUCCCCACCGCCGCCUCCUUGCAUCAGCCGAUGCUCGCGCCCGAGGGCCUUGCCGACCUCGCGCCCCUGCUCGAGCUUCCCGACCCCGACAACGCCUCCUCCACCACCGUCGUCUCCGCCUCUGACGCUGACGCGAAACACGCGAUGACCGCUUCCGUCGACUCCACUGUCACCCAGGUUGCAGCGCCUGCCGACUUCACCGCCGAUGGCCCCCUGCUCUCGGAGAUGGAGGGCGUCCUCGCCGAGCUGAGCGGCGCCCGCGGCCUCAGCCCGCGCUCAAAGCGCCUCCUCCUCGCGCUCGUUGAGGUCGCCGACGCGGAGCUCAAUGCCAACCCCACGGCCGCUGUCCUCCACAUUCGCCGCGCUGCCUUCUGGAGGAAAGUGCGGGUCGGGAUCCUCGCCGCGACGGUCUUUUCCGUCGCCGCGAUCGACGCCGCGCUGGCCUUCGCGCUCUACGGAGCCCGCCAUGGCAACGACCGGUACCACCACGUACUGCCCCCUACCUGAUGCGUGCACACGAGCCAGCGAUCGAGCCGGUGCCGGUGGAUUUGCUUCGCUUCUGCAAGUGUUGGCCGCUUCCGAUAUUUACCAGUACUUAUGAUUAGCCUUGUCGCUCUAGUAGACACAUCGUGAUGUUUUAAUUACUGGUGUUUUUACAUGCAUAUAUAGAAGUAGGACAGAAGAGAAGGGCAUUGUUGUUUUAAUUAGCGUGACUGAGUUCUGCUUCAGUAACAGUGUGUGCAAAAAUCGGUAUUAUGCUUGCCAGUGCUAGAUGCAAAUUGUAAGAUCAGAACCUCUUGAGAAAGUCCAAGUGCCAUACAUAUUUGGCUCUUUUUUGUGGGCA